Molecule: messenger RNA, 1510 nt
Organism: Oryzias latipes (Japanese medaka)
Lineage: Eukaryota; Metazoa; Chordata; Actinopteri; Beloniformes; Adrianichthyidae
Source: RefSeq, a predicted model, not a curated record
AUGAAGCCCUUGUCCCCGGAAGCAGUACUGGAAAAGGCAACAAAGAACCUGCUGGAUCAUCAGGGAGAUCUUUCCAACAGAAAGCAUCUUCUUGGCUUCUUUGAGAUCCAGUUUGGUAUUUUCCAGGGCCAGACAUUCAAAUGGCUGCUGGAAAAUGCUUUAGGUUAUGCUGCCUACCUUGUUGCUGCUAUGAAGAGAGAUCCAACAGGGGGUAGUAAAGACACCAAGGAUCAUGCCAGCAACAAAGAAAGUUUCAGAGAAUACAUGGAAAUGUUUCCAUCUGCCAAAACUGCUGUGGCGAUGAAAGAGGAGCAGUGGUCACGAGAGAAGACACAGCCUAGUUUGUCCAGACAGCCGGGACCCUCGAUGGCAUCCUCUUCUUCUCAGACUCCAUCAACGUCUAAUCCUUCUGCUGCAAGACCUGCCAGUUCACCAUCACACCCCAAAACUCCUCAGCCCAUCUCCACCGCGUCUCUCUCUUCCCUAUUAGUGGGUAAUUUGGCCAAGGACAAAAACAUUGAGAAAGCUGUAAAAGGGCUGGCGUCCCCAUUUAAAGUCAGACCCUUGGAUGUUUAUGCUGUGUUGUUGUUGUUUUUCAGCUUUGAUACAUGCACAGCCGCAUUCCACAUCCACAACUUUAAACAAGCCAGCUGGAUCCCUUUCUUCCUCACCUGCGCUUGUAGGAUCCCCUUCACCCUCGAAGCCUCCUCCUCCACCUCCCUCCCAGUAGCAGGACCCUCUUCCCCACACCCAACUGUGGAAACCUCCAUCAAUCCUCCACAGACACCACCAGCCUUUGGCCCUAAAGCCAGUGAGCAGUUCUCCACCGCUGCAGGUCCAAAAACUCCCACCACAUUUCUACCCGUGUCGAGUGAAGUGGACGACAGCACGCUUCUGGCAGAAGCACUCAGAUGGGACAAAUCUCACUCAGCAACACAAAGAGUGUGUCUUCCAGCCGGCUGGCUUCCCACACUGCCUGAGGAUGACCAGAGAUGGAUGUCCAAAGCUCUUGUCAUGGUGGCCUCUGUCAGUGCUCCUCCCCUCCCCUCUCUCUGUGCACCUGAGGAUUGGAACCAGCUGUGGACACUCUGCUCAUCACCUCUCUGCCUUCAUAAGGAGAUCCAGCCCAGCAAUCAUCGUCAGUCCGUUGCCUACCUCGGUGCAUGUCUGAACCUCAGUUCUUGCUCUCAUCCAUGUUCUGGCCUUUACUUACCCUGCUUAUCGAUCCGCCUCCAGGUUUCCAAAACCCACGAGUCUCCACCUGGGAGAUCUUCGGCUGGCUCCGCUCCGGUCUCACCUCAAGUCACGCCACGCUCCUCGCUCGCCACGGGUCCCAAGACAUCAGGCAGUGCGCAGUGAUCCUCACCGCACGUCUCGCUCCACUCCAGCCACGUCACGCUCCCAGCUUAGCUCCCAAGACGCUACGAGCUGCUGCUACGCCGACACCCCUCCAGAGCUCCAAGCUAGCAAGAUGUAACUAACAACCUGAACAGUUUAUUUCCUGCUUGGA